GGGGAAAGGGGCGAAAUGAUUCUAUGGUCACAUGCCACGGGGUCUAGUGGGAGGAGUAGUUGCCCCGCGGCCGCCAGGCGCUUCCUGUUUCCGGUUCCCGGAGUGGGGCCCAGCGAGGCGCCCGGGGGACCGCCGGCCUCUGACACGAGCUCUGGGCCGCGGGUCUGCGGCUGGCCGCUCCCCAGCCCUGUCUCCCAGCCCGGGCCGGGGUUCACCCGGGGGUUCUGAGCUUUGGCUGCUCCGUUUGCACGUGACAUGAUGCUCCCCCUCUGCAGCUGCUGGAGGACUCGGCUGCUCCUGCCGCUGCUCCUGGCUGUGGCCAUCAGAGAAGCAUGGCAGGCAGAAGAAAAAACCUGCGACCUGAUAGGAGAAGAGGGCAAAGAGUCAGAGAAAGAGUUGGCUCUACUGAAGAGGCUGAAGCCACUGUUUAAUAAAAGCUUUGAGAGCACUGUGGGCCAGGGCCCAGACACGUAUAUCUACCUGUUUAGGGUAUGCCGGGAAGCUGGCAACCACACCUCUGGGGCAGGCCUGGUGCAGAUCAACAAAAGUAACGGGAAGGAGACAGUGGUAGGGAGACUCAAUGAGACUCACAUCUUCAAUGGAAGUAAUUGGAUCAUGCUUAUCUAUAAAGGGGGUGAUGAAUAUGACAGUCACUGUAGCAUGGAGCAGCGUCGUGCAGUGGUGAUGAUCUCCUGCAAUCUACACACCCUAGCGGACAAUUUUAACCCUGUGUCCGAGGAGCGAAACAAAGUCCAAGAUUGUUUCUACCUCUUUGAGAUGGAUAGCAGCCUGGCGUGCUCCCCAGAGGUCUCCCACCUCAGUGUGGGUUCUGUCUUACUUGUCACGUUCGCAUCACUGGUCGCAGUCUAUAUCGUCGGAGGGUUCUUAUACCAGCGACUGGUGGUGGGAGCCAAGGGAAUGGAGCAGUUCCCCCACUUAGCCUUCUGGCAGGACCUUGGCAACCUGGUAGCAGAUGGUUGUGACUUUGUGUGCCGUUCUAAACCCCGAAAUGUGCCUGCUGCAUAUCGUGGUGUGGGGGAUGAUCAGCUGGGGGAGGAGUCAGAAGAAAGGGAUGAUCAUUUGUUACCAAUGUGACUGCACUUUAAAUGUCCAGCUGCUUCUUCAGUCCCCCAGACCAAAGCAUACUCAGCCAGAUUUCUGAAGCAGUCUCCACUCGUCUCUUAUCUCACCCUUAAUAUUGCUCUUGCUUUCCAGUUUGCUUUUGGUUUGCAUCCUCUUCUUACGAGUAGAAAUGCCUUCCCUUUAUUCCCUAUUUUCUGUUUUUCCGCCAGAGAGGUGCAGUUGUUAAGACAGCAGUGAUAUAACAGGGCCUGUGACAGUGGAGGCUAUUGCACUCUCUUGGUAUCAGAAGAUACAAGGUUGGUUAUAGUGAGCCAAAGGGUGAGGCAGGCUCCCUGACCCUAUCUUUUUUAAACACAUUUUCACAAGUUUUUGAGACACUGGAUUUCUUUAAUUAAAAAAAAGAGCAAAGAACCAUUAUUUAUACAAGGUGAUUGCUUUCCCACUGUUCUGACCAUACAGCAGUCUCUAUAAGAAUUGGUGGAAUUCCUGGCUGUUUGGACUACUUUGCAGUGAUUAUAUGGUGGCAAUCCAACUACUGCCAUUUGGGCUGAGCCUCGAGAUAGAUUCGCUUCUCCCACCUCUGGGAUUGGCACAGGAGGAAUGUGAAAUUCCCCAACUGGAGGAUUACUUAGGUUACCAUCACAUCACUUGUCAGCACUGAAAUGACUUCGUAGCUGUAACUGGACCCUGGAUUGGGUUCUUGUGGUUAUCAGUAUAUAGCCAAAAUGCCUAAUCCAGAAGCCAUGUUUUGUAAAGGGAGAUUGAAACUGACCUCCUAUGCUGCAGGGGGUUCCUAAGAGGGGAGGUCUGUUUACUUUGUAGUAGGAUCUCCUUAAUGGCUUUCCUCUCCCCACUGAAGAGUACAGCUGGUCAAGCUUUUCUUCCAAGCUAUUUCCCUCUUACCAAUAUUUCUGAACAUGUUGCACUUUCUUCACAGGCAUAUCCACUCUCCCUACCCCUACCUGCCCCUGACCCCGUCUUCUGGAAAGGGAAGCAGAAGUGGUACACGUAAGAGGAAGGGCCCUGUCAUCACCCGUCCCUUCUGGCUCAGGGAAGCACCCUCUUGCCCACAGCAUUUCUGUGCGGAGAGGUCUUUAAUCCUCUGAUGCUUCCACCUUUCUCUUUAGACCAUGUGCACAGAAAUCUGGCCUGAUCUUUCUGUAGUAGUGAACUUGGGUCACUGAAGAGUAACAUGGCUCCACUGGACACAAGAGGAAGAAUAGGCAAGGCCCUUUUAAAGCCUUUAGAGAAGAAAAGUGAGAUUAUUUCAUCUUUGGACUUCUAAAUACUAUGGGAGUGAUACUUCUUUUUCUUUCUAAACAGGGAAAUGUUAUAAAUGCAUCUUUUUUGUUAAUUUGUUUGCAUACCUCCCCCCCACUCUGGUGUUUUAAAUGAAAAAGAAAAA
Manis pentadactyla (Chinese pangolin) is the source of this 2488-nucleotide messenger RNA. RefSeq names its product mannose-6-phosphate receptor, cation dependent (gene M6PR). The transcript has 7 exons. Gene Ontology annotation, biological process: protein targeting to lysosome. Gene Ontology annotation, molecular function: protein domain specific binding. Bases 256 to 1095 code for a protein of 279 amino acids. NCBI's taxonomy places the organism in Eukaryota, Metazoa, Chordata, Mammalia, Pholidota, Manidae. Gene Ontology annotation, cellular component: trans-Golgi network; Golgi apparatus; endosome. The record is from RefSeq and is a predicted model, not a curated record.